UCGCUUCUUUGCAGAAAAGAGGGGAGGGGCUAGUAGACCACGUGACCAGCUCAGACCCACGUGGUAUUGAUAGAGAGAGAAGAUGGAACUCAGAAGACUGUGCCGCCCUGUUCUCAGGUCCUGUUGGGGCUGGAUAUCGUGUGACAUACGGUCUCUUCAGCGACCAUUAUCUACUUCUUUCGGUACAUCCACACCACUCGCUGGGGCAGUUGAUUCUUUACCAAUACCCAACUGUACACCGGUGUUGCCAAGGCAACGUGGAGUGUUUGUGGAGGACAAGAGGAACAGUUUUGAAGAGUCUCAAGAGCCGCAACAGUUCCUGAGUAGAGAUGGACAAACAAUAGUGUGUGUGCACCCCACGCGCCCCACCUCCCUUCUGGAAUCAAAGCCACUACGAUCAAGAAUAAAGCAGGUGAACAAAGAUCGCCGGACAUCUCUUGAACCGGAAGAGGAGGUGGUGGCUCGUAGGCUGCGGGCAAUGGACGGUGCUCUGUGGUCUGUUAACACUCUGGCCAGGCAUUUCAACGUCUCUUGCAAGCUCAUCAGUCAAGUGGCUCCGGCUAGUUUACAGAGACAGAGACAACUGGACCCUGGAGAAGACUAAAAUGGCCGCCAUGAGACCGUAUCAAAAGAAGCUGUACAAGCAACAGCUGCAAACGGAGCGUCAGAAAAAGUUAGAGGGACUGAUCUCAAAGAAUAAGGAGAUAUUAUCUAGUGACUGAGGUUCAAUUAACUUCAUUAUCAUCUGUUUAAUUAUCAACGUGUAAUAAUUAUGUGUGUGUGUGUGUGUUAAUUGUUCUAUUAUUAUUAUCGUAUAAUAUAUAGUCAACAUGAAUGAAAAUUA
This is a messenger RNA of Halichondria panicea, 844 nucleotides long. RefSeq lists its product as uncharacterized. The record is from RefSeq and is a predicted model, not a curated record. NCBI's taxonomy places the organism in Eukaryota, Metazoa, Porifera, Demospongiae, Suberitida, Halichondriidae. Bases 83 to 604 code for a protein of 173 amino acids. The transcript has 6 exons.